This is a messenger RNA of Medioppia subpectinata, 1315 nucleotides long. The record is from the annotation of a GenBank genome assembly. NCBI's taxonomy places the organism in Eukaryota, Metazoa, Arthropoda, Arachnida, Sarcoptiformes, Oppiidae.
AUGAUAUAGACAUUAAUUUUAGUUUAGUUUACAUAUUAUUUGAUUGAAAUUUGAAGAAAUAGUGUUUCUAUGAAUUAAGUGCUAAAGUAGUGGUAAAAAGUUAGGAAAUAUAUAAUUUUUAGCAAUAAUUGUGAUUUUGUGGUAAAAUAGUGGCAUAAGAUGUGUUGCAAAUGAAUAAAUGUGUGAACUUUGGUCUCCAAUGUCUCUCCACUAACUGUAUUAUAUAAUAAUAUAAACAGUACUUCACGGGACAAACACUACAUUCACUGCUCACCAAAUAUUGUCCCCAAAAAACAAAGUUAUGGAACAGUCGAACGAUUCCAAUCGUGAUGAAGGCUCUAAUCAUCAACAGAUAACUGAUAGUCACCACCAAAACCAUCACCACCACCACCAACAGCAACACCAUCACCACCAACAACAACAUCCAACAGAUAUGCCCGUCCUCUCCGACCACCAACAGUCUGAGCGCGAACACGGCUCCAGUGGUGGCGCCAACAGUGCCAACACUGCCACCAGUGCUAACGGUCAGCACAAAUCCGACUCAACACCCCUACACGACUCCGCAAACACCGGACAUAUGUCUGGCCACCAAAGCGAUGACAACGACUCGUCUGUGGGUCACCACCCGAGCAGACACGCCAUAAUCGACGCGCACACACAUGUCAUCACUGAAGCGCCGCAUACGAGCGCACCCUCUGCUCACGACAACCACAGCCACAGCCAUCAACUUAAAAGAGAGGGCUCAUCGCACAGUCCGUCCAAUAUUGUUGACCAUUCAGCUCAUGGCUCUCCUGUACACGAGUUGGUGAGCGCGGCUACAGUUGGCCACUCGUUAGACGACAAGACUAUCGCUCACAACGACAGUGCUCUCCAUUCACACCUUUACGGCAAUUAUCAGUCCGCACAUCAACAGCACCACCAGUCCAGUGCAGUGAUUGGCCAUCACUACGGCUCAGCCACUUCUUCCAGCACUUCUUAUGCGACCAACACUAUCGGUAGCGCAACAUUAAGCCAAUCAAUUGGUGGUUACGGCACAUCGCCGCCAAACUAUCACUCAAACCAUCGCAAUAAUAACACCGAUUAUCAAACGGCAUCGACACUCAGUCCUAAAUCCACUCAUCAUUUGAGUGCAAAUUACGAUAAUGGCGUGCAUUUGGGUCAAGGUUCAAGCUCAUCUCACCAUCAUCAUCAUUCAAGUCAAUCACCAAGUCCACAAUUAUGGACAACUGAUGGAUUAGCGGCACAUACUAUGGCCUACAAUUUACCAGGAUCAAACAGCGAUGUUAACCACAAUUCGGGCGAUGAAUCUGAUUAG